Messenger RNA from Paramacrobiotus metropolitanus, 1682 nucleotides. Its product is annotated as isocitrate dehydrogenase [NAD] subunit alpha, mitochondrial-like. Bases 219 to 1385 code for a protein of 388 amino acids. The transcript is spliced from 9 exons. NCBI's taxonomy places the organism in Eukaryota, Metazoa, Tardigrada, Eutardigrada, Parachela, Macrobiotidae. Gene Ontology annotation, cellular component: mitochondrion. Gene Ontology annotation, molecular function: isocitrate dehydrogenase (NAD+) activity; NAD binding; magnesium ion binding. Gene Ontology annotation, biological process: isocitrate metabolic process; tricarboxylic acid cycle. The record is from RefSeq and is a predicted model, not a curated record.
UUUAUUCAAAUUUCCUUGAUUAUUUCACAUCCAUCCACUCCAAAUUCCUCCGGGCUUUCUUCCUGUUCCCGACCUCUUCAUUUGCAUCUCCUUCGCGCCCGAUCAUUUAAUUUUAUUAUCUCAUCGAUUAUCCUUCCAUCGAUUAGUCAGACGGAAGAAAUCCCGCUGGUGGAGUGUGUGCUGUAGCCGUUUGAGUCGUGCGAGAUUCGUGUUUGAACAUGCUGCGCGCGUUCACUCGCUGUCGUGUGGUCGUCACCCCCUCCUCCCAGGAAUCCCUCACCCCGCUGAGGAAUGUCGUCGCGGGAUGGGUACAGAAUCGACACAUGUCACAGACGGCUCCUCGGACCGUGACGCUGAUCCCGGGCGACGGGAUCGGUCCGGAAAUCUCGGCCUCGGUGCAGCAGAUCUUCCAGGCGGCGGAUGUGCCCAUACAGUGGGAGACGGUGGAUGUGACGCCGGUUAAAGGACUGGACGGGAAGAUUGGUAUCCCACAGCAAGCCAUUGACAGUGUCGUCAAAAACAGAAUCGGUUUAAAAGGACCCCUUGCCACUCCCGUGGGAAAAGGACAUCGUUCACUCAAUUUGGCCAUUCGCAAGGCUUUCAACUUGUACGCCAACGUGCGUCCAUGCCGCUCGUUAGAGGGCUUCAAGACGGCCUACGAUGAUGUGGAUGUGGUGACGAUUCGUGAGAACACGGAGGGCGAAUACAGUGGUAUUGAGCAUGUGAUAGUGGACGGAGUGGUGCAGAGCAUUAAGCUGAUCACAUUUGAUGCAUCCAUGCGUAUCGCCCAGUUUGCCUUCGAGUAUGCCAAAGCCAACGGACGCUCCCGAGUCACCGCCGUCCACAAAGCCAAUAUUAUGCGCAUGUCAGAUGGCUUGUUUCUCAAGUGUUGCCGCGAUGUGGCUGAACAACAUCCUGACAUCAAAUUCAACGAAAUGUACCUGGAUACUGUCUGUCUUAACAUGGUGCAAGAUCCAUCCAAAUUCGAUGUCUUAUGUAUGCCCAACUUAUAUGGAGAUAUUCUCAGUGAUCUGUGCGCGGGUUUGGUGGGCGGUCUGGGUGUGACACCCUCCGGGAACAUUGGCUUCGACGGCGCCGCCGUGUUCGAGUCGGUGCACGGUACCGCGCCGGACAUUGCCGGCCAGGAUAAGGCCAAUCCGACGGCGCUGCUGCUCAGUGCCGUCAUGAUGCUGCGCCACAUGAAGCUCAACAACUACGCGGACCGCAUCGAGCAGGCCUGCUACGCCACCAUCCGGGAAGGAAAGAUGCUGACAGGUGAUUUGGGUGGCAAGGCGAAAUGCUCGGACUUCACCCAGGAUAUCUGCGAGAAAGUACAGAAUAUGCCCGAACCCGAUCCCGACGCCAGGAAAAAGCACCGGCAUUAGGGGAAGAGAAAUUUCUGGAUUAAUUAAUGGAAAAAGUUACUUAAUUAUUUAACUAAUAGGUCCUAGUUUGCAGAUAAUUUUUGUGUUUUGUUUUCCUGUUGGAAUUUUAGUCGGUUGUUCUGGUUAACUACGGAGAAGAAGAGCGCACUGUGUCCGCUGUCAUUUUGUCCAUAUUUAGUGCAGAUGUUAACGUGUCGCGUUUUUAGCUGUGGCUGACAGAUCUGUCUGUUUCGUGCGUGGAUUUUUAUUUGCUAAAAAAUGGUUGUUCGAGAUGAAAUAAAAAGACUGGAAAGGAAA